CAUUAGCCAGGCGCGGAUUGCCCCCAAAAAAACGACGUCGUUUUUUUCCACACAAUCUCUGACAUUGAAUUUGUACCGGAAAACGAAGAAUUCUGCACUGCAAUUUACUGAGGUGACGGAGGGAGGGGGAAGAAAAAGAAGAUAUUGGUCGAAAUUCGGCUUGAAAUGGAUUACUUGAAGACGGUGGUUCCGUCGCAACUGGUCUCCGAGCGGGGCUCCAAUCUUGUCGUGAUCAACCCUGGCUCUGCAAAUCUCAGAGUAGGUCUUGCUCACCAGGAUACUCCGUUCAUCGUCCCUCACUGCAUUGCUCGCCGCACCACCCAAAUCCCCAAGCUAAAUGUUCAAGAUCAGAUUCUUAAUUCUCAAGUUACCACGGCACAGCACAUGGAGCGCGAGAAGGCUUAUGAUGCUAUUGCAUCAUUGUUGAAGAUACCUUUCCUUGAUGAAGAGGUUGCAAACAACUCUUUUCCUCGAAAGAUGGGUCGUAUUGAUGGAUAUAAUCCCAUCAAUGCUAGAAAGGAUACUGCUUUUACUUGGACUGAUGUGUACGUAAAGGACCAGAACUCGUCAAUGGUCUCUGAAAGUUCAAUGAAUAGAAGUGAAGGAAAUGACUCAUUGGGCCAGCAUGAAGGUACUGAUUCUGAGGGACCUAGUUCAAGUGAAUGCAAAUUCAAGGAGUUCAUUUGUGGUGAGGAAGCGCUGAGGAUAUCUCCCACAGAGCCUUAUAGUUUGCGUCGCCCUAUUCGCAGAGGCCACUUGAAUAUUUCCCAACAUUAUCCUUUUCAGCAGGUAUUAGAAGACCUGCAAACCAUUUGGGAUUGGAUUUUAAUAGAGAAAUUGCAUAUCCCUCAUCAUGAAAGAAGCUUAUAUUCUGUGAUUCUUGUUGCUUCAGAAACAUUUGAUAAUCGUGAGAUAAAGGAGAUUUUGUCUAUUUUACUACGGGAUUUGCAUUUUAGCUCAGCAGUUGUCCACCAGGAAGGGCUUGCAGCAGUUUUUGGGAAUGGUUUAUCAACAGCAUGUGUUGUAAACAUUGGAGCUCAAGCGACAUCAGUCAUUUGCAUAGAGGAUGGAAUGGCUCUGCCUAAUACAGAAAAGACUUUACCUUUUGGAGGAGAGGAUAUAUCAAGAUGUCUUCUUUGGACUCAGAGGCAUCACCAGACUUGGCCACAAAUUCGUACUGACAUCUUGACAAAGCCUAUAGAUCUUUUGAUGCUUAACAGACUAAAAGAGUCCUAUUGUGAGAUUAAGGAAGGUGAGCUUGAUGCUGCUGCUGUUGUACAUUCUUAUGAGGAUGGCAUGCCACCUGGAUCUCAUAAGAUAAGGCUAACCGCUCUUAAUGUUCCUCCCAUGGGUCUGUUCCACCCAGCACUUUUGGUUCCUGAUGUAUAUCCUCCUCCACCUCGGUCAUGGUUUCAUGACUAUGAAGAUAUGCUAGAAGAUGUGUGGAACAUGUCAGAUAGUCAGUUUCCUGGCAUUAGUGCUGGGUUACCAAUGUGGGACAACUACCCAGUUUUUUCAACUAAACCAAAGAAAGAAGAGAAGGUUGGCCUUGCAGAAGCCAUAACAAGUAGCAUUCUCUCAGCUGGUCGGAUAGAUCUCCAGAGAAAGUUAUUUUGCAGCAUACAACUGAUUGGUGGGGUGGCUUUGACUGGUGGGCUGAUCCCUGUUGUGGAGGAAAGAGUUUUACACACUAUACCUUCAAAUGAAGCAAUUGAUACUGUUGAGGUUUUGCAGUCAAGAACAAAUCCAACCUUUGUGUCGUGGAGAGGUGGAGCUAUUCUUGGCGUUCUAGAUUUCAGUCGGGAUGCAUGGAUACACCGGGACGACUGGAUCCGCAACGGAAUUCAUAUUGGGAGUGGGAGGAAAUAUAAGGACUCCUAUUUUCUUCAAGCACAGGCAAUGUGUUACAUAAAUUCCUAGGAAGUCCCAGCCUUGUAGAAGGAACAAUUUUUUUGUAUGAAGUGACUAGGUAUUAAGUUGUGAAUCUGUGUCUAAAAACAUAUGUAACUUUAUCACUAGUCCAAGUGGUUGAUAGUGCAGACAAUACUUCUGUAGCUUGUGUUCAUCUUUAAACUCCAAGAUGCAACUAGUACUCAGUUUGAAGAAGAAUCAAGAACGGCAGACUUCAAGCCCUUUAGUGGUGUAACAGGUGGGCGGUGGGGGGAAUUGAU
Molecule: messenger RNA, 2171 nt
Organism: Rubroshorea leprosula
Lineage: Eukaryota; Viridiplantae; Streptophyta; Magnoliopsida; Malvales; Dipterocarpaceae
Source: the annotation of a GenBank genome assembly